GUAUUUCGGUAUAACCUAGAGGAAAAUACUCCUUUGUAAUGUCAAAUGAAAAUGAUGUCAGCCGGGAGUUUGAAAUUGUUGAGUAAUAUUUUCGCACAGAUAGGUUUAUGAUAUAAUAUGAUAGUUGCACAUAUUAAUAAGUUUAAUAACUGUAAGAACAGUCAUUGUGUUUAAACAAAGUUGCAACAUGUUGAAGAAAUUGUCACCAGAAACAAUGGAUUUAGAAAGUGAUUUUUGCGUAUUGCCAGACUUGCAAGGAACUUCUUCAGACAGUUUACAGCUAGAAGAUUCUUAUGUAUGGAUAGAAGAAAAUAUCACUAUCUGUCCUGGCACUCCUGGCGGAAGUUCUGAUCCUAAAGGAGCUGAACCCACUGUAGAGGUAUCACAGACAAAACACCAGCAUAUUAACACUAUUGAUGAUUCAUUCAUGUCAGAUUUAAUAGAUGUUUCAGACUACUAUAUUUUGGAUGAAUAUGACUCAACUAUUAGUAAAGUGAGUCAUGAGAGGAAAAAAAUCAUUAAUAAGAAAAAACCUAGUUUGCAAAACAUUACUCUCUCAAAUAUUGUUUGCAGUACUCAAGACAAAGAAGCAUUUAAUAUUAAUAUGUUUGAUGAGCCCACAGCAGAAAUACUGAAAAGCAUUGUUUCAUCAAAUAAUUAUUAUACAGGAAACUUUGGAAAUAUAAUAAAGAAGGGGCUAAACUCUGUAGUUAUAUUUGCCUAUAUUUCAAGAAAGGAUUAUCCAAGGGAGCCUGGUGCUAAACCUAUUUUAAUGUAUGCUACUAUCAACAAUGAGUAUAAUAAGCGCUACCGCAAUUGGCAGUCUGAAGAAAAUGCAGUAAAAGUCUAUAAACUAAGUGAAGAUAAAUCAAAUAAUGAGAGAAUAUUUCAAGAAGUUCAGAGAGAAAGAGAUAACUUACAUAUUCUAAAUAAAGCAAAAUGUAAAGUGCCACAAGUGAAACAUUCUAGCCGAAAUGUUAUUGUUAUGAGUCUGGUGGGCACAGAAGGGGUAACUGCCCCAUCAAUCGAAACUCUUGCUACCAACCCCUUGAAGCGGGCUCAAGAAAUGUACAACACUAUUAUCAAAGAUAUAGAAAUGUGGUACAAAACAUUACAUUUAGUUCAUGGAAAAUUGGCCUCAAAAAACAUUUUAUUUUGGAAUAAAGAAGUCCAUUACAUUGGAUGGUCACACUCUGUGAAGGCAACCCAUCCUUUAGCUUUGAAAAAGCUGAUGAAAGAUUGCUGUUUUAUUACCAGGUUUUUCGAAGCCAGAGGUGUCCCAGUGAGACCUGUAGAGAAGCUAUUUAAAGAUAUUACAGGGCUUAAAGAAAUUGAUGAUUCUGUGUUAAAUGUCCACCCCAAGGAUUUAUGGAAAAGCCAGCAUUUGACUAAUCCCAACAGGAUGCUACCUAGCAACACUGGCAAUCUUGGAAGAAGCUGCCGUUUUAAAAGAUGAAAAUAACACCUAAUAAGCUAUAAUAAUAUCAACUUUAGUCAACUGAAUUGAGAGGGCUUACACAAGGAACUUGGAAAGAAAAUAAAAUAAAACUACUGAACUGUU
Messenger RNA from Leguminivora glycinivorella, 1561 nucleotides. Its product is annotated as serine/threonine-protein kinase RIO3-like. Gene Ontology annotation, molecular function: ATP binding; protein serine/threonine kinase activity. Gene Ontology annotation, biological process: maturation of SSU-rRNA. NCBI's taxonomy places the organism in Eukaryota, Metazoa, Arthropoda, Insecta, Lepidoptera, Tortricidae. The transcript has 2 exons. The record is from RefSeq and is a predicted model, not a curated record. The coding region runs from base 188 to 1456 and encodes 422 amino acids. Gene Ontology annotation, cellular component: preribosome, small subunit precursor; cytosol.